AUGGCCCCGCACCCGCCCGGGCAGUACCUGCGCUCCGACAGCGGCGGCUCCGACACUCCCAUGCUGCCCAAGGGCGCCGCUGCCGGGCCCGCUCCCGGUCACUGUCCCGGUGCCGCUGCCGCUCCGGACGGCGGCCCCGGUGCGGCGCGGGGGCAGCGGCGGCGGCGGUGCGGGCCGCUGUGGGGCAGCGUGGCCGUCAUGGCUAUCCUGGCGCUGCAGAUCGCCUCCACCACCGGCCUCUUCGUCUACUUCACCAUGGCCAUCUCCAAGCUGAAGUCCCAGGCUCCGGGCAGUGCGGAGGAGCUGCGGUGUCUGCAGGCGCUCAAUCAGCAGCCCGAGGGCUCCAGCCUGGAGAAGCUGAGCAGCAGCCAGGGCUGCCUCAAGCUGGCCGGCACCAUCAAAGCCUAUGUGGCCACGGUGACCGAGAACAUCAUCCGCAGGAACGCUGUGAAGGAGGCCUGGAGGAACUACUUCAACACCUCAGAGGGGCAGCUUCCUCCCAAAACAGCUGGGAAACCCUCAGCACAUCUCACCCUCCGCCCACAGAGCCUGGCUCAGGAUGGACGCUCGCAGCGCUCCGGGAACCUGUCCCAGUCAUGCCGCCACGCCAUCACGCACUGGGGGCACGGCAGCCUGGUGUCCCACGUGCAGAACAUGACGUACCGGGCGGGGCGGCUGCGCGUGGAGCAGCCGGGCAAGUACUACGUGUACGCGCAGAUCUACUUCCGCUACCGCGGCGCCGGCCGCGACUCGGGCCCGCAGCUGGUGCAGUGCAUCCAGUGGCAGCCGGCCCACAGCCCGCCCGUGCUGCUGCUCAAGGGCGUGGGCACCAAGUGCUGGGCGCCCGAGGCUGACUACGGGCUCCACGCGCUCUACCAGGGCGGACUCUUCGAGCUCAAGGCCGGUGACGAGCUCUUCGUCUCCGUCUCCUCCCUGGCCAUCGACUCCAGUGACGCAGCCGCCAGUUACUUCGGGGCCUUCCGGCUCGACCUGUGACACCCCCUCCGCUCCCACCUGCCCCUGGACAGCGGCCAAUGGCCCGGGGUGGCACAGGGUUCUUAUGGCUGUGUUGUCCCUUCUGGUGAGGGAUGAGCCAAGAAGGACACAGGGGUGGUGCCCGCAGGGCCCUGCUGUGCUCGGUGCCACCCUCCAGCUGUCAGCCAGGAAGGGUCUCCAAGGGCCUACAGGGGACAUGCACAAGGAGGGACCUCCUAGCCCUGGUGGCACAGCACCUACCAGCAGCUCCCUGCAGCAGGAAAGGCACCAGGGCCACAUCUGCCACUGCAAGACAAAGUGUCCCCAUAGCAGGGUGACACCCAUGAGUCUGAUGCUACCUUGGGCAGCGCUGUGGGUGCCAGGACCUGGGGCUGGAAGCACCCCGGGACACAGGGGCACACCUUGUGGGGAUGGGGCAGGUCCAGUGUCGGCCUCUGGAAGGGAACGAAGGAGUUUCGGUUUGGGAGAGGAAAGCCUGGGGCAGCAGCAGUGAUGGGUGCAGGGAGGGCAAAGGGCAGGACCGUGACACCGCAGCAGUCCCCAGCCCUGGCACCACACCUGGCACGUGGCACUGGGGCACGUGGUGCCCGAGCCAGGCUGCAUAGGACCAGGAGCUCAGCACGGCUGCUGAACAAGCACCUCUUCCCAUGUGGAUUUUGUCCCCUCCAGCCCUCGUGGACAGCGCAGUCCCCACUUCCUCACACCCGCAGCCCUGGCAAUCCCUGCAGGAUUCCAGCUCUGGGUGAGCCCAGUGGUCACAGGAAGACCUUGGAGGGACCAAACCUGCCCUGGGGUGAUGGAUGCCAGCCCAGAGGCCAAAGGUGGGUUCAGGCAGGGCAGAGCAGGGCCCAGCUGGCUCAGCCCAUGGACACUGGGUGGGCACAGCCCCCUUCUCCAACUCCCCCUGUACUCUCUGUAUCCUGUUAAAACUGGGGGCAUUUACACAGUGGCAGUGUGGGCUGCCACAGGCAUGGGGCUCCCAGGGACGAUGGAAUAAAGCCUCGUACUCCAGCACAGCUCUGGCCCCUUUCCACCCAGGACACCAGAGCCAGGUGGAGCAGGGCUGGGGCGCUGCCAGAGCUGCAGACAGAGCCCAGCAGAGUCUCCUGCUCAUCCUGCACCCACAGCACCCCCAGGGGCUCUGCAGCUGCCAGCCCCACCCGAGGCAGUCCCUGCUCGGGGAUGUGUUCCUGCUUCUCAACCCCGAGCCUUCAUUCCCGCUGGGCUCAGCUCCUGCAGAGACCCCCUGAAAUCUGAGCGCAUCCCGGCUCCUCCCCUGCGCCCAUCAGCUUCCAGGGGUCCCAGUGCUCCUCCUCUUUGAGUCUGGCAUUGCAGCCUGGCAAUGGGCUGUUCCUGGGCUGUUCCUGGGCAGCUCCUGCUGUCCCUCCUGCAGCUUCCCAGGCCCGACUCCCGGCCCUCCACAUCCUUGGCCGGGGCUGGGGCUGAGCCAGGCAGUUCCCACAUCCCCCCUCCCCAGCUGCUGGGCAUUCCCACUCUCCAGCCCCCAUCUCCUGCAGGCUCCUGCCUCGGGGGGUUGAUACAGCCCCCACAGCACGGUGCCACCCUGGCACCUGCACACAAGCACCUGGACCGGCCCCAGUGCAAGGGAAGAUUCCCAGCUCAUCCAGAACCUCUGAAGCUCAUCCAAAGCCAGAGAGCACCAAGAGCAGCCUCGUGCAGCCUCCAAAGGGGUGACAGGGCUGAUCCCCCCCUUGGCAGGGCCUCAUCUUCCCCGUCCCCUUGGAGGAAUGGAGGGAGCUGAGCCGAGCCUUGGCGCUGCAGCACUUGGCCCUGGAGCACACUGGGCUCUUGCCCAAAGCAAAAAAAGUGCUCCAAACCCCUCCAUUCUAAAACCAUCCCCCCUCCUCUGUCCCAGCCACCUCGGUGACCCUCAGCAGGGCUCCUGACACCCUGAGGUCUCCAACACCCCCGGGAGCCCUGAGCUUAUCCUGCCUCUGGCAGCAGCCAUGGGAGAGCGGAGCUGAAGCAGGGACUACAGGAAAUGCAGCAGGUGGUUCCAAGAUUUCCUUUGAAAGGGAGUUUAACAGGGCCCAAGGGAGCCAGCAGAGGCUGUGUUUGCUGUGGAGGAAGCAGGGAAAGCAGUGAGUGCGGAGAGCUGGGCUCGGUGCCAGCAGGCAGUGGCCCACCCCGCUUUCCUGGAAAGGAGAGGGCUCUGGGUGGGUGGAUGGGACAAGGAGAUCUCCAGCAGCAUCAGGGCAAAGAGCAGCCUCACCCUGUGUGGGGAGAGCCCAGCUGGAAUUCCUCACUGUGAGGAACUGGCACAGGUCACCCCGAGAGCCUCAGCCCCUGUGGCCCCUCUGCCUCCCCUGCUGCCCUCCCUGUCCUGGUGCUUCCAGGAUUGGACACCCCCAGCCUGGCCAGGCCGGGCUCCCACCUGGACAAGGGGAUCAGCACCAGCAGGAGAACCCAGCAGCAUGAAAUCCUGGCCUCCACAAAAACUGCCUGAGGCACCUGUGCCAACAAUACCUGUCCCAGAAUGUGCUCCAGGACAGAAAGAACUAAGUGUGGAAAGACCUGGAUGAGGACACACCACUGUUCUCUGACUAAAGAAACAAAAUCUGCUGUGCAAAUUGAGUAAAGUACUAAAGAUUUCUCACACAACUUUUCUGUUAUUGUUAAAAUUGUUUAUUAGAAAUUACAACUCACUAUUUUAACGUGUGUAUUGCUGACAAGUUCACUGUAACUCCUGCUCGAAAUCGAAGUCAAUGGUCCCUAAAGCAACUCUGCAGCCUCCUCUGCCAGCACCUCCCUCAUGCUGGGGAGAGCCACAAGAAUAAACAACUCUCCAUUAUCCCUUCUGACCCUGUCCCCAAAACUGAGUGCUCCAGCUCCCCAGGCAGCAGCACAUCCCUGCAGUGUCCCUGCAGUGACAGAGCCUCAGAGCCCCCCGGCCCUUCCUGAACACCUCAGGCUGAAGGAGGACAGGGUCAGAAGGAACGUGGGGAGAAAUUCCCUGUGAGAGAGGUGAGGCCCUGGCACAGGUGCCCAGAGCAGCUGUGGCUGCCCCUGGAUCGCUGGCAGUGCCCAAGGCCAGGCUGGAUGGGGCUGGGAGCAGCCUGGGACAGUGGAAGGUGUCCCUGCCAGGGCAGGGGUGGAGCCAGACGAGCUCCAUGGCCCUUCCAACGCAAAGCAUUGCAGAAUUCUGUGAUUCCCUCCUGCUCUAACCCAGCCUAGGACGUGGGGGGGUGAUUGCAACACUAAUAAAAUCUGCACGCUGACCUGA
Molecule: messenger RNA, 4240 nt
Organism: Melospiza melodia melodia
Lineage: Eukaryota; Metazoa; Chordata; Aves; Passeriformes; Passerellidae
Product: tumor necrosis factor ligand superfamily member 10-like
Exons: 5
Coding region: 1-996 (331 amino acids)
Biological process (GO): immune response
Cellular component (GO): membrane
Molecular function (GO): tumor necrosis factor receptor binding
Source: RefSeq, a predicted model, not a curated record